Molecule: messenger RNA, 777 nt
Organism: Rhagoletis pomonella (apple maggot)
Lineage: Eukaryota; Metazoa; Arthropoda; Insecta; Diptera; Tephritidae
Product: ralA-binding protein 1-like
Exons: 3
Biological process (GO): small GTPase-mediated signal transduction
Molecular function (GO): small GTPase binding; GTPase activator activity
Source: RefSeq, a predicted model, not a curated record
ACGUGUUUGCUGCACUGUGCCCGAUAAAACUUUCAUCGAUUAUUGGGAGCGAUGUUGUCAAUUAACAGCUGUUCUGUUGACAAAUGAGAAAAAUGUAAACUGUGAAGUUCUCUACGGUAAAUAAUUUUCUUGUUUAUUUAUUAAUAAAUAAAACACUCAGACCGUAAAUAAAUAAUGGAUUUCGACAGUCCGGAUGUGGAAAAAGAUUUUCCUGGGCUGUAUGCCUCUGAGGGUGGAGAUGGAAAAUCGAAAAAGAGCAAAGAAGAUAGCGAUUAUAGCGAAAGCGACCAUGAUAAAUUAAGUAAAAAGGACUUGCUCAUUGGUAGAAGAAAGGACAAGAAAGAUAAAGGCAAAGACCGCGGUUAUGCGGCGUUGGAGGGAGAAAGCUCUCCAGAGGAGGAUUUGGAUGCCAAAAGUCCAUCGAAAUCCAAAAAAUCAAAGGCAUUCAAAUUUGCUUCUUCAAAAAGUAAAGAGAAGCGUGAAAAGUCGCGUGAUAAGGAAAAGUCGGAGAAGGAGGCACGGGAAGAUGAAAAACCGCAGGAAAAGGUAAAGACUGAAAAAGAAAAGGAUCAUAAGAAGAAAGAUAAGGAGCGCAAGGAAAAAGAAAAGAAGGAAAAAUCAAAAGAUAAAGAAAAGGAUAAAGACAAAAAGGACAAGAAGGCAAAACAAGUAAACAAUGUAUCUGUGGAAGUACUUGAAUUGGGCGACGUACAGCCAGUUUUCGGAGUUUCAAUUAGUUUAGCCACGGAACGGAGCCGCUGUCAUGACGGUGUUGAC